CAUUUUAAUCACAGAAGUUGUUUUCUCUCAGUGUCAGUGGUUGUUGUUCCAGCCCAGGCUUUUAUAUAUGUUAUUCCUGGACUAACGAAAACUUGAAGUGCUGCUUGCCCUGCAAUACCAAAUUUAUGGAUGAGGAGACAACUUCAGCUUGCCAGUAUGUUCUUGAGGAAGAAGUGCAGAUAUGGAUCACGUAAGCUGCAGUUUCUCUUGUUGUUUCUGAUGCUGGGGUUUUUGCUACUGAUGGUUACAAUGCUGAAUCCACCACCCAGCAACCAGAGCAAGGAAGGGACUUUCCAGCCUGUGGAGUUCAACCCCCGGGAAGGGUAUCAGAUGGAUUUUGUGGAGACCCAAGAGAUGCUGGAAACCCAGGAGGAGAGCCAGCAGUACUACCCUUUGGAUGGUCUAUCGCCUUUCAUCUCCCUGCGGGAGGAUGAGUUGAUCAUGGCCGUCGUGUCGCCCACCGGCAAACGGAACCACAGCAAGGCCAGGAAGGGCUAUCGCGUGGUGAAGCAGCAGAGCCGGCGGCCGGAGGGGAGGGCAGAGGGGGGCCCCGAGUCCCCGCCGCUGUCCCUUCCCCUGCAGGAAGGGCAAGGGGCUGCUGCGGGGGAGCGGCCGCUCGGCCUGGAAACGCACGGCUUUAACGAGGUGCUCAGCGAGCGGAUCGCGCUGCGCCGGGACCUGCCUGAGGUACGACACCCGUUGUGCCUACAGCAAAAAUAUGAUUCCAGUCUGCCUACUGCUAGUGUCAUCAUCUGUUUCCAUGAUGAAGCCUGGUCUACUCUGCUGAGAACUGUGCACAGCAUUAUGGAUACAGCCCCAAAGGCUUUCCUCAAGGAUAUCAUCCUAGUUGACGAUCUCAGCCAGCAAGGGCCCCUGAAGUCAGCUCUGAGUGAAUACAUCUCUAAGCUGGAUGGUGUGAAGCUCAUCCGGAGCAACAAGAGGCUUGGAGUCAUCCGAGGUCGGAUGCUGGGAGCCGCACGGGCUACGGGGGAUGUGCUCAUCUUCAUGGAUUCCCACUGCGAGUGUCAGAAGGGCUGGCUGGAGCCCCUCCUGGCCAGGCUCUCCAGCAGCCGAAACAGUGUCGUCUCCCCUGUCAUAGAUGUCAUAGACUGGAAGACCUUUCAGUACUAUCACUCUGUGGGUGUGCAUCGAGGUGUUUUUGAUUGGAAAUUAGAUUUUCAUUGGGAACCAGUGCCAGAGCAUGAAGAGAAGGUACGACAGUCUCCCAUCAGCCCUAUCAGGAGUCCUGCAGUAGCUGGUGCAGUGGUGGCCAUGGAUCGACAUUACUUCCAAAAUACUGGAGCUUAUGAUUCUGACAUGACCACGUGGGGAGCAGAAAACCUGGAACUAUCCAUUAGGACCUGGCUCUGUGGUGGCUCUGUAGAAAUUAUCCCAUGCUCCCGAGUUGGGCACGUCUAUCGAAAUCACUUCCCCCGUGCUUUCUCCUAUGAAGAGGCCAUUGUGAGAAACAAAAUCCGAAUAGCAGAGACCUGGCUGGGCUCCUUUAAAGAGAACUUCUACAAGCAUGACACAGUGGCUUUCUUAAUCAGCAAGGCAGAGAAGCCAGACUGCAGCGAGCGCCUUCAGCUACAGAAGAGACUGGGCUGUAGAAAUUUCCAGUGGUUUCUAUCAAAUGUGUACCCUGAACUCUCCCAACCUGGAGACACACCAAGAUUCUCUGGCAAGCUUUACAAUACUGGUGUUGGCUUCUGUGCAGAUUACAGGCCUGGAAGAGCUACUGCAGAAGGGUCUAUUGAACUGUCCCCUUGCAGUGACAGUCCCACCCAGCACUUUGAAUAUAACAUGAAGGAAAUCUUGCUUGGUUCUGCUCCACUGCUUUGCUUUGAUGUCAGACACGGGAAGGUUAUCCCUCAAAACUGUACAAAGGCGACAGACAACAGCAACCAGCACUGGGAUGUCCAGGAGGAUGGAAUGAUUGUCCAUGUCCUUUCUGGCAAAUGCAUAGAGGCAGCAAAGAGUGAAGAUGAGAAGGACUUGUUUCUGUGUGCAUGCAACAAGAACGCAAAUCAGGUGUGGGAGUUUGAACGUUCCCAGGGGCUACGUCAGAGGUGACUGGCAGGUCUCUGCAGAGGUCGUCUCCAAAGUUUAACAUUACUUCUGCUUGGGAUUUAAGAUGAAUUUCCUGCAAGGACAAGAAAGAUGUUUGUGUUUGCUGUAGCAUGCAGGGAAGUCAGGAAUGGCUCUUGUUUAAAAGCCUGGCUCCCGGUUAAUCCAGCUCUAGCUACAACUUCUAUUUAUUCUGUGAAGCAGGGAAUAGAGAGAUUGUGAGAAUCAAUAAAUUCUCAACUCUGCUAUUGCAGAAGACACUUAAGUUUGCCCUUUGAUGGAAACAUGGAAAAUUGGCUGCCAGACAGCUUGUCUUCAGUGUAUGCUGUGACUUCUGAGGAUACAGGAAAAAAAGUGAGAUCUUUGAAACUGUAAGAGGAAGUCGGCUAAACCAGGAGAGGAGUUUAGCCUUGUUUUACAGUGCCCUCGACUCAUAUAAAACAAACUAGGUUUUGUAUGUAUGAAAGUAAUAGAUGUUUCCAAGUGUAAUGGCAAAAAAUUUGUUUUCCAAUUAACCUGAACCAAAUUUCUACUCUCUGUGAGAUUACACAGAGCAUAAAUUAACACUUAAUUAGACACUAAUUGCUCUAAUUGACUCGGACUACUAACAGUCCUCAGUGUUUGGCACACUCUUCCUUAAAUCCUUGUCCACAGUCUAAUUUGGAUGGAAGAAUGAGACUGAAAUAUUAACAACUUUUUUGUUGUUGUUUUAAUUAUAUUUAAGGACAACUCCUCAGGAAACUUUUGUGGUAGUAAGGAGGGUAACAGCUUCUCUGCUUAUUUGGGAAUAGAAAGAAUCGGCAGCAUCCAUUUGCUCUUGUAAAGCCAUGGGAUAAGCUUACUAUUAUUAUUAUUAUUAUUAUUACUAUUAUUAUUACAGUAACAGAAGUGCUGGCUGAAAAGUAGCAAGUGAAGGGAAACAGCCAGUUUCAACAAUAGCUACCUAGGAAGAAAAUACUGGUUUGCUUCCAUUUGCUUGCAGCCUGAGUUAAGUCUUUCAAGCUGUCAGUUUUAGCCAUUAAGAUUGUGUAGAUUCUUGCUGUUGUGGGCCUUCAAGAUGAUCCUGAAAAGACCAAAUUUUCUAAAGAAGCUUCUUCUGUAGAGCCUGCAUUGCUGCUGACAUGCUGUCUUUCAAAGGAGUGAAUGAGAGAUAAGGUUAAAAAACAAGAAUGGUCUCACACAGUAUGAACUUAGCCAAGCAAACUUCCACUUCAGUAUCUCAUUCGGGUACUUUCCUUUUUGAAGAUAUAGUCAAUGAUGACACUUCCCAAAACCAUGCUAAGAGAGAAGAACAAAGAUUUGAGAGUCUUCCCACAUCAACACAUCUGAUUUAUAGUAUAAACCAAUCAUAAUCCUAUGUACAUAUUAAAGGGGAAGGUCAUCAUUAAUGAAAGUCACUUAGGUUUUGAAUUAUUUUCAAGAGACAGAAAAUGGUGGGGGUUUUUUAAAUGUACAGCACAUUGUUUAAACUUCAGAGAAAGGAAGGAGUAACAGAUUAUUCUGCUUAGAGCCCUCCAGUUACCUGCUCUCAGUAAAUCAUAAUAAAUUGGUAUGAAGUAUAUAAAAUUGUUUACAACAGAGGACAUGAAGAGUAUUCUCUAUUGUGUUGUCCAAACAUCUCCCAGUGUCUAAUUCUCUGUCUACUUUGAGUGCUAAAGAUUCCACACUGUGUUCAGGCAUCACUCCAAUCAUCUUGAUUACCACUUAUGCUUUCUUUGAUAGCAUCAGAAUCUAUUACUAUUUCUGCUGUGUCAUUUAAAAUUUCCUGUGACAUUCUGGAAAAUGCUUUAAUUUUCAGCUAAGAUGAUGAUAGCAACCUCUUCCAGAACACAAGUGACACCUGACCAUUGCCCAAAUCUAGGGUGAAAAAAGAGAAUUUUUUUAAAUUGCAUAAAAGCUGAGUAAAAUGCUGUUUUAAUGACAUGUGAUGCCUUUAUUUUAAAUUAUGACUAUGCCAGGUUUUUAAAUUAUGUAUUAUUUAUUAUAUUUUGGACACUACACUGGGAAUAUAAUUCCUUCAGAAUUUAGGUAAAUGUUAAAAAAAUGUGUAUACAAACAUGGUAAUUGACCACAAGCGAUAUUUAUCACAAAAAAAAGGAUGAAAAGAUUUUUGGUUUAGAGAGGAAAUGUUUGAAAUUUCAGAGACAUGGACAUCUUCAUUUAUACUACUUUUUAACAUAGUGAUAAAAACAUAGAAAAUAAGGUUUGCUGUAGAUAUAUGUACCAUAGAAAAAUGUUACCCAAUACCUCUUCAAAAAAUAAAAUGAAAAUCUGUGGUGCAGUACCAUUUAGAAAAUAAUUGUUGAUGCACUUGUUUCACUUAGAGUAAAUGUGUGUUUGGUUUCCAAGGGAACUAAAUUCCAGAGCAUGGGCCAGAAGGGGACAUGGAUUGUGGAGCACAUUUCCCCCUAAUAUAAACAUAACUUAGUACAUACAAAUUUAAAAAUACCAAAGGGAAAGCAUCUAUCCCUGUUUUUCCUCUUUUCCUUCCUAUAUGGCUUUUAAAUGGAUUGGUUGGUUGUACCAAUAUUGUUUCCUUAUUGUGGUCCUUUAGACUUUGCCCCUGUGGUUACAUCCAUCAGCUAAACUCUUCUCCUCAUGGAACUGGGAUCAAAAAAGAGUGGUGGCUAAGCAUGCUGGUAUGUUUUCCUCAUUUUUACCCACCUUUCAUGCAAUACUAGCACUCAAUGAUUCGUUGAGCACCACAAAACAUAGAAUUACUUUCAGUUAUCUAUUUAAACAUGGUCAACAUUUCAGGUUCCACUAAUUCCCGUGACAGGAGACACGUAAGGACAAAAUGCUUCAUGCAAGGAUGAAGCAGUUUAAACUUUGAAAGCUUCCAAAGCAGAGCCUCAGGCAAGAGCAAAGGAAUUCCAGCAUAACACAAAUAAAUACCUUAUAAUGUAACUCCACCUGUUUCUUUGAAUUUCACAAUCCAGGCACAGUGCUUUGAGCCAAACCCACCCAUGAAGCUGAACUAAAAGGUCAGAUUCAAGAACAGGUCACCUUUUGGUUGACAGCACUUACUAAACAACCUCAUUUAUUCCUCUCCCAGCUCAUGGAAAAUGGAAGAAAAUAAAGACUUGAAAUACUAUUCAGAGUACUUUUAAAGCAAGCCCCAUUUGAUACAGUUGGUGUUGACCGUAGGCUGGGGUUUGUCCUGUUAGGUAAGGUGCCAUCACUGGCACAAAGAAACAAUGGCAGCAUUCUUCUCCAUGUGUUAAUCUGAAGUCUAAACAGGGACAGAAGGUUUACCAACCCUCAUGCUAAAUCCUGUAGCACAGAAAUGUUGAGGGUAUCUCUCAGUCCACAUGUAAGUGCUUCCAGGUCCUGCCUUGAAGAUGUUCAUUGAGCUGUAUUACUGUCUGCUGAUUGAAAUGCAAUAGCUUCCAUCUCUGAUAUCCCCAGGAAAGAAUGGAGCUAUGUUCAGGCAUCCUAGACAAGAACAGUAACAGCCUAGGUUUCCAUAACAGCUGGAAGGUGACAUGUGAGUGAGAGCUUUCAGAUUCUGACUUUGUAUCUCAUUUUAUCUCAAGCAGUUUGAUUCAAACUGCAAACAUACUGGAAGAGAGUAAAAAAGGAAUGUUUUGCAAAUAGGUAACAUGUUUUUAAGCUCAUGUUUUUAAGCUAUGCAAACUGCACAUGUCUGCCCUGAAUAAAGUGUAUCAGUGCACAGAGAAACAUA
Molecule: messenger RNA, 5752 nt
Organism: Pyrgilauda ruficollis (rufous-necked snowfinch)
Lineage: Eukaryota; Metazoa; Chordata; Aves; Passeriformes; Passeridae
Gene: GALNT15
Product: polypeptide N-acetylgalactosaminyltransferase 15
Exons: 11
Coding region: 130-2073 (647 amino acids)
Cellular component (GO): Golgi apparatus
Source: RefSeq, a predicted model, not a curated record